GGAGACGGUGGUGGAGAAGAUGCUCACCAACUGGAUGUCCAUCUGUCUCUACUCCUUCCUCAAGGAGGUGGCUGGGGAGCCCUUGUAUAUGCUGUACAGAGCCAUCAAGUACCAGGUGGAUAAGGGACCAGUAGACGCUGUGACGGGGAAGGCCAAGCGCACCCUGAACGACAGCCAUCUACUGAGAGAGGACAUCGACUACUGCUCCAUCACUCUGGUGGUGAAGAGUGGUGUGGAGGUGCAGCCGUGUCCCGUCAAGGUGUUGGACACCGACACCAUCACACAGGUCAAAGACAAGAUCCUAGACCAGAUCUAUAAAGGAGCUCCCUUCUCACAGAGACCUGCUGCAGACUCACUAGACCUGGAAUGGAGAUCGGGGCAGGCGGGUCACCUGACUCUGUCAGACGAUGACGUCACAGCAGUCGUCCAGGGACGCUGGAAGAAACUCAACACUCUGCAGCACUACAAGGUGCCAGACGGAGCGACCGUGGCUCUGAUCCCCAGAUCAGCUGUCGUCAUGGGGAUACCCCAGGUCUACCAGACUGGAGAGAAGAUGCCCAUGUUGGAGGGGGGGGAGGGGCUGAGACUGUGGCACCUGGUGAAGUCCAACGAGGAACCAGAGGUCCCCAAACACAGCAGCAUGAGAGAGAGGGAGAGGGCCAAGGCCAUACCAGAGAUAUACCUGACACGACUACUAUCUAUGAAGGGGACGCUGCAGAAGUUUGUCGACGAUGUGUUCGUAGCCAUCCUCAACACCAAGUGCCCUCCUCCCAUCGCUGUGCGCUUCUUCUUCGACUUCCUGGAUGACAUGGCGGAGAAACACGGCAUCGACGACCCCGAGACCGUGCACAUCUGGAAGACCAACAGCCUGCCUCUGAGGUUCUGGGUGAACAUCUUGAAGAAUCCUCAGUUUGUGUUGGACGUUCAGGUGACGGAUAGCGUGGACGCCGUCCUCUCGGUCAUCGCUCAGACGUUCAUCGACUCCUGCACCACCUCCGAACACAAAGUCGGACGGGACUCUCCGGUGAACAAGCUGCUCUACGCCAGAGAGAUCCCCAGAUACAAGCAGCUGGUUGAGAGGUACUACAGUGACAUCCACAGUGCAGCGUCUGGCUGUUACCAAGAAAUGAACUCUACUCUAACAGAGUUGUCUGGGAGUUUUGCCUCAGAGAUGAACAGUCUGGUGGCUCUGCACGAGCUGUACAAGUACAUCAACAAGUACUAUGACCAGGUCAUCGUGUCUCUGGAGGACGACGCAGCUGGACAGAAGAUGCAGCUGGCCUAUCGUCUACAGCAGGUCGCCGCCCUGGUGGAGAACAAGGUCGCUGACCUUUAACCCCUGAUCUCUGACUCCUGACCUGUGGCCUUAGAGCAGGUCGCCUCCCUGGUGGAGAACAAGGUCACUGACCUUUAACCCCUGAUCUCUGACCUGUGGCCUUAGAGCAGGUCGCCGCCCUGAGGGAGAACAAGGUCACUGACCUCUAACCCCUGAUCUCUGACCUGUGGCCUUAGAGCAGGUCGCCGCCCUGAGGGAGAACAAGGUCACUGACCUUUAACCCCUGAUCUCUGACUCCUGACCUGUGGCCGACAGCAGGUCACCGCCCUGAGGGAGAAUAAGGUCGCUGACCUCUAACUAGGGACGGAAUGUGAAAAGGGCCCUGUCAGUCAAAACCCACACAGCGCCUGACGUCAUGUAUAGCAUGUUACUGUACAGCCACUGAGCUCUGACGUCAUGUGUAGCAUGUUACUGUAUAGCAUGUUACCGUACAGCCACUGAGCUCUGACGUCAUGUAUAGCAUGUUACUGUAUAGCAUGUUACCGUACAGCCACUGAGCGCCUGACGUCAUGUAUAGCAUGUUACUGUACAGCCACUGAGCUCUGACGUCAUGUAUAGCAUGUUACUGUACAGCCACUGAGUUCCAAUUCAGGGCGUUUAUCCAAAUCUGCCAUUUACAGGAACGAGGGUGAAGGGUUAACAUAACAAAAGCUGUGCCAAAUAAUGCAUCUUACAACAUCUGUAAAACAGACCUUGGUCUCAGUAGUACUUCCUGAUCUAACAAACAGACCUUGGUCUCAGUAGGACUUCCUGAUCUAACAAACAGACCUUGGUCUCAGUAGGACUUCCUGAUCUAACAAACAGACCUUGGUCUCAGUAGGACUUCCUGAUCUAACAAACAGACCUUGGUCUCAGUAGUACUUCCUGAUCUAACAAACAGACCUUGGUCUCAGUAGGACUUCCUGAUCUAACAAACAGACCUUGGUCUCAGUAGGACUUCCUGAUCUAAUAAACAGACCUUGGUCUCAGUACUUCCUGAUCUAAUAAACAGACCUUGGUCUCAGUAGGACUUCCUGAUCUAACAAACAGACCUUGGUCUCAGUAGGACUUCCUGAUCUAAGAAACAGACCUUGGUCUCAGUAGGACUUCCUGAUCUAACAAACAGACCUUGGUCUCAGUAGGACUUCCUGAUCUAAUAAACAGACCUUGGUCUCAGUAGGACUUCCUGAUCUAAGAAAGGAUAAAUCAAUCAAACAGGCAGCAGACAUCAUAGCAAUAAGUCUCACAGGGGGAUGUACUGGGGAAUAUAAAGGACAAGAAGGCUGGAAUAGUUUAAACCUGCAACACCAAGUCUGACCAGAAGAGGGGGCUGUGGUGGAGUUGAGCAGAUUUGAGUCAUUUUAAAAACCAGCUGUGUUGAGCAGGUUGUUACAUUGAACACACACCCACUGUAUAGAAACUCAUUUAUUCUUUGUAAAUAGUGCCUACUUAUAUUCCGUCCCCAAUCCCAUACCAACCAAAGCUGCCUUUUGUCAACUUUUGAAACAACUUAAAGUGUAUAAUAUUUUUGAAGUCAAACAACUCUGGCGAACCUGUUUUUAAUUUGUAAAGAUAACAGGGAAAAGCUGGAGAUUCUCUUCUGAUGAUCUGAGGUGAUUGUCUUAUCUCACGUCUGACUGACAGAACCUGUUACAGAUGGUGACCCCUGACCUUUCCUGUUACACGCGGUGACCCCUGACCUUUCCUGUUACACGCGGUGACCCCUGACCUUUCCUGUUACACGCGGUGACCCCUGACCUAUCCUGUUACACGCGGUGACCCCUGACCUAUCCUGUUACACGCGGUGACCCCUGACCUAUCCUGUUACACGCGGUGACCCCUGACCUAUCCUGUUACACGCGGUGACCCCUGACCUAUCCUGUUACACGCGGUGACCCCUGACCUAUCCUGUUACACGCGGUGACCCCUGACCUAUCCUGUUACACGCGGUGACCCCUGACCUAUCCUGUUACACGCGGUGACCCCUGACCUAUCCUGUUACACACGGUGACCCCUGACCUAUCCAGUUACACGCGGUGACCCCUGACCUAUCCUGUUACACGCGGUGACCCCUGACCUAUCCUGUUACACGCGGUGACCCCUGACCUAUCCUGUUACACGCGGUGACCCCUGACCUAUCCAGUUACACGUGGACUGUAGUGACGCCUCUUGCACUGAGAUGUAGUGCACUACUUUAGACCAGAGCCCUAUGGAACCCUAUUCCCUAUGGACCCUGGUCUAUAGUAGUGCCCUCUAUAGGGUGCCAUUUUAGGUUGCACACUUUGACCCAUCUCCUGGUUAGUGGACAUACAGAUCUGUUAUGUAUUAAUCUGUCUUGGUUAGAGAUUAUGUAUUAAUCUGUCUUGGGUUAGAGAUUUUAAAGAUAUUAAUCUGUCUUGGGUUAGAGGUUCUUUAUGUAUUAAUCUGUCUUGGGUUAGAGGUUCUUUAUGUAUUAAUCUGUCUUGGGUUAGAGAUUAUGUAUUAAUCUGUCUUAGUUAGAGAUUAUUUAGGUAUUAAUCUGUCUUGGUUAGAGAUUCUUUAUGUAUUAAUCUGUCUUGGGUUAGAGAUUUUAAAGGUAUUAAUCUGUCUUGGGUUAGAGGUUCUUUAUGUAUUAAUCUGUCUUGGGUUAGAGGUUCUUUAUGUAUUAAUCUGUCUUGGGUUAGAGAUUAUGUAUUAAUCUGUCUUGGGUUAGAGAUUCUUUAUGUAUUAAUCUGUCUUGGGUUAGAGAUUAUGUAUUAAUCUGUCUUGGGUUAGAGGUUAUGUAUUAAUCUGUCUUGGGUUAGAGGUUCUUUAUGUAUUAAUCUGUCUUGGGUUAGAGAUUAUGUAUUAAUCUGUCUUGGGUUAGAGAUGAUGUAUUAAUCUGUCUUGGGUUAGAGAUUAUGUAUUAAUCUGUCUUGGUUAGAGGUUCUUUAUGUAUUAAUCUGUCUUGGGUUAGAGAUUAUGUAUUAAUCUGUCUUGGGUUAGAGAUUCUUUAUGUAUUAAUCUGUCUUGGGUUAGAGAUUCUUUAUGUAUUAAUCUGUCUUGGUUAGAGAUUCUUUAUGUAUUAAUCUGUCUUGGGUUAGAGGUUCUUUAUGUAUUAAUCUGUCUUGGGUUAGAGAUUUUAAAGGUAUUAAUCUGUCUUUGGUUAGAGAUUUUUUAUGUAUUAAUCUGUCUUUGUUAGAGGUUCUUUAUGUAUUAAUCUGUCUUGGGUUUGUACAGUUAUAUUGAUGAAUGGUAAUCUUAAUAACUUUUCCUUCCUAACACUUUGUUCUCUGUGUUUGAAGCUCCUGGUCAUGAAUGUGGCUUGAUUUAUUGACAGUGGGCAGCCUCCAAAAUCACACCCUAUGCCCUUUACAGUGAACUGCGUUUAACCAGACUAGUGCACUAUAUAGGGAAUAGGGUGCCGUUUUAGGGACGCAGACGGUGUGAUUUUAAAGGAUGUUUUUUGACUUGGCUGUGUUGUACACUGUUUUGAUUGGAGCGGUUUAAAAGGUUGAAGUCAAUUCCUUCCUAGUCAUUUCUACAAACCUGUUUGCGUUCCAGGCCGACAACGUUCCAGAUGCAUCCACCCAUUGUUCUGCACCACGUCAUUGAGUGGCACAAUCGGGCCUCAGAUUGCUAUGUAAUAGGAUGUGGUUAGGUGUUUAACAUAACAGCUAUCUAGGCAGGCAUCUGCAGUGUAGUCGUCCUGGAACGUGUCCGCUGUGUUCCUUCCUGUUACUAGUGAGUGUUAUGUUGCAUGUUCUUUUCUGAACCGGUGUCUGGCUCGAAGGACUGUAGUUUUAACUGAACCGGUGUCUGGCUCGAAGGACUGUAGUUUUAACUGAACCGGUGUCUGGCUCGAAGGACUGUAGUUUUAACUGAACCGGUGUCUGGCUCGUAGGACUGUAGUUUUAACUGAACCGGUGUCUGGCUCGUAGGACUGUAGUUUUAACUGAACCGGUGUCUGUAGUUGUAGUUUAGUGAUUCUCUGCAUGCAUGUGUUUUAUUAAUCGUCUACAAUCAGAGCAGCAAGGGAACCCUACCUCCUACAUAGUGCAUCACUUUAGACCAGAGCCAUCUGGGCUUCCCACCUGGGCUUCCCCACCUGGGCUUCCCAUCCGGGCUUCCCCACCUCGGCUUCCCCAUCCGGGCUUCCCCACCUGGGCUUCCCAUCCGGGCUUCCCCACCUCGGCUUCCCCAUCCGGGCUUCCCCACCUGGGCUUCCCAUCCGGGCUUCCCACCUGGGCUUCCCCACCUGGGCUUUCCAUCCGGGCUUCCACACCUGGGCUUUCCAUCCGGGCUUCCCCACCUGGGCUUUCCAUCUGGGCUUCCCCAUCCGGGCCCCAUCCGGGCUUCCCCACCUGGGCUUCCCAUCCGGGCUUCCCCACCUGGGCUUCCCAUCCGGGCUUCCCCACCUGGGCUUUCCAAUUUUCCCUGGUCUAAAGUAGUGCACUAUGAAGGGAAUAUGUGAUGUUAACUGUUGUGUUUUUCUACUGGCUGUACAAUUUUAUAUUCUUUCCCAUUCAGGGUCAUCAACAAAACACAGGUCUGGAACUAUUUUAAUGAAGAGGUCUCUAUCAGAGAAACUAUUUUGUAUCCCCUAUGCCAUCCUAUUCCCUAUAUAGUACACUACUUUUGGCCCGGUCAGGCUAGGGACAAUAAUCCAACUCAAAUGUGACACUAAACAGUAGUUUGUAAUGACAUUGGGGAGUUGAGAGAGAGCUGGAGAUCAGCCACAUGUCUGUCACUCUGGCAUGUGUCUAGUGUGACACCAGAUUGUGUCUAGUGUGACACCAGAUUG
Messenger RNA from Oncorhynchus nerka (sockeye salmon), 6077 nucleotides. RefSeq names its product plexin-B3-like. Gene Ontology annotation, molecular function: semaphorin receptor activity. Bases 20 to 1336 code for a protein of 438 amino acids. Gene Ontology annotation, biological process: semaphorin-plexin signaling pathway involved in axon guidance; regulation of cell migration. Gene Ontology annotation, cellular component: semaphorin receptor complex; plasma membrane. The record is from RefSeq and is a predicted model, not a curated record. The transcript is spliced from 12 exons. NCBI's taxonomy places the organism in Eukaryota, Metazoa, Chordata, Actinopteri, Salmoniformes, Salmonidae.